AUGUUGGCCUCACCAGAACCUAAGGACCUUGUCCCUUUUACCAAAGAGUCUCUUGAAUUUAUGAAGCAACGGAUUGCUAAAAAAUGCAAUGAAGAACAGGAAGAUGACUUACAGCCAAAUGUUAGCUUGGAAGUUGGCAAAGAGCUUCCAUUUGCUUAUGGAAACCUUUCUCCAGGAAUGGUUUCAGUGCCCUUGGAAGAUGUGGAUCCAUACUACAAUAAAAACACAUUCAUGAUAAUAAAUAAAAGGAGAACAAUCUUCAGGUUCAAUGCCACCUCUACCUGGUGUACUUUGUCACCUUUCAGUCCCACUAGAAGAAUAAUGAUUAAGGUUUUGGUACAUCCCUUUUUCCGAUUGCUAAUUUUAAUUAGUGUCCUGACUGACUGCGUAUUUAUGACUAUGACUAAUUUUGCGUAUUGGAGAGCAAUAUUAGAGGAUACUUUGCUUGGAAUUUACACAAUGGAAAUACUUGUAAAACUCAUUGCAAGAGGCAUUUGGGCUGGACCUUUUUCUUUUGUUGGUGAUCCAUGGAACGGGCUUGACUUCAGCGUCACUUUGUUCGAGUUUGUAGCAAGAUAUUCACUUCCAGGAUCUGCUUCAAUACUUAAUAUUGUAAGAACUUUGAGGGUUUUGAAAAUUAUACCUUUAAAUCAUGGUAUGAAGUCUCUUGCAGGAAUUCUGAACAAUUGUGUGAAGAAACUUACUGGUGUCAUUAUCCUAACUCUGCUUUUUCUGAGUAUAUUUUCUCUAACUGGUAUGGGGCUCUUCAUGGGCAACCUGAAACAUAAAUGUUUGUGGUGGCCACAGGAAAAUGAGAAUGAGACACUGCACAACAGAACAGAAAACAUGUAUAAUAUUCCAGAAGUAGAGAACUUUUAUUAUUUGGUGGGAGAGAAGUAUGCCCUUCUCUGUGGCAACAGAACUGAUGCUAGUCAGUGUCCUGAAGGCUAUUUGUGUGUAAAAACUGGCAGAAACCCCGAUUUUGGCUACACAAAUUUUGACAAUUUUGGCUGGGCCUUUUUGGCCCUGUUUCGGUUAAUGACUCAGGACUAUCAAGAAGGACUUUAUCAUCAGAUCCUUUAUGCUUCUGGGAAGAUCUACAUGAUCUUUUUUGUUGUGGUAAGUUUUUGGUUUGCCUUUUACAUGGCAAGUUUGUUCUUGAGCAUACUUGCUAUGGCCUAUGAAGAAGAAAAGCAAGCAAACACAGAAAGAGCUCAGAAGACUGAACCAAAAUAUCAGCAGACUUUACAAGAAUUUCAAGAAGGAAAAGAAGCAGUGGAGACCAAGACUAUACAAAUAGAAAUGAAGAAAAGAUCACCAACUUCUAUGACCACAUCUGUAGAUAUGUUGGAUGAUGAUACUCUCAGACAUAAUGAAGAAGCAAAGAAAUCCAGGAAGAAAUGUCCAUUGUGUUGGUAUAGAUGUGCUAAAAUUUUCUGUAUCUGGGAUUGCUCUCCCUGUUGGUUAAAAUUGAAAGAGUUUGCUCAUAUGAUUUUAAUGGACCCAUUUACUGACCUUGCCCUGGUCAUAUGCAUAAUUUUAAACACACUAUUGCUAGCAUUGGAACAUUAUCCAAUGAAUGAAGACUUCGACACUCUUCUCAGCAUUGGAAACCUGGUUUUUAUUGGAAUUUUCACUGUAGAAAUGAUCUUUAAAAUAAUUGCCAUGCAUCCAUAUGGAUAUUUCCAAAUGGGCUGGAACAUAUUUGACAGCCUAAUUGUAUUCCUUGGUUUAACUGACAUUUUUCUAGCGAAUGUUGAAGGACUGAGUCUUCUUCAAUCAUUGCGAGUGCUCCGAAUUUUUAAACUGGGGAAAUACUGGCCAACAUUUAGGAAUCUACUGUGGACCCUCAAUAAAUCAUUGGUGGCCUUGCAAAACCUGGUCUUGCUCUUGUUCACUUUUAUCUUCUUCUCGGCUACGCUUGGAAUGAAGAUCUUUGGUGCGAGCUAUGAAAACUGUGUUUGUAAUAUAAACAGUGACUGUCAGCUGCCCCGCUGGCACAUGCAGGACUUCUUCCACUCCUAUAUGAACGUGCUCCGGAUGCUGUGUGGGGAAUGGAUAGAGACUUUAUGGGACUGUAUGCAGGUGGCAAGCCGAGCUACAUGUAUUCCUUUUUACAUGAUCGUUAUUUUAAUUGGAAACUUAUUGAUACUUUACCUGUUUGUGGCUUUGGUAAGCUCAUUUAGUUCACACAAGUCUCAACCAACUGAAGAGAACAAAGAUGCAAAAAAUGUCCAGCUUGCAGUGGCACAGAUUAAAAAAGCAGUUAACAAUGUGUUAUUAAAAGUAUUAUGCAAAAAACAAAAUAUACCACAGGAAGUAAUGGAAAAUGCAAGCGAAACUUAUGUCAAAGAAACUAUUUCGGACAAUACCCUUUCUCAGUUGAGCAACACCCAAGAUUUCCCCAAGGAUAAGGAUAAAAGCAGUUGCACUGAGAAAAACAUGACUGACAAUGAGAACCAAUCACUUAUCCCCAGUCCUAGUGUCUCAGAAAGUGUACCAAUCGCUUCAGGGGAAUCUGAUAUUGAAAAUCUGGAUAACAAGGAAAUUCAGAGCAAGUCAGGUUAUGGGAGCAGCAAAGAGAAAAUAAAACCAUCUAGCUCAUCGGAAUGCAGUACAGUUGAUAUUGCACUCUCUGAAGAAGAGGAAAUGGUCUAUGAACAAGAAAGGUCAAAGCAUCUUAAAAAUGGUCACAGACGGAGGUCUACACCUAGUCAAACCAGCAGAGAGUCCAAGAAUGGAAAAAUUUGGCAGAACAUAAGAAAAACUUGCUGCAAGAUAGUAGAAAACAACUGGUUUAAGUGUUUUAUUGGCCUAGUCACUCUGCUCAGCACAGGUGCUCUGGCUCUUGAAGAUAUAUAUAUAAAUCAGAGGAAAACUAUUAAGAUUUUAUUAGAAUAUGCUGACAUGAUCUUCACUUACAUCUUCAUUCUGGAAAUGCUGCUAAAGUGGAUGGCAUAUGGAUUUAAAGCUUAUUUCACUAAUGCCUGGUACAGACUGGACUUCAUGGUUGUUAUUGUCUUUUGUCUUAGUUUAAUAGGCAAAUCUCAAGAUAGCCUUAAAGCACUUACAUCUAUAAAAUUCCUUCGGCCGCUCAGAGUCCUAUCCCAAUUUGAAAGAAUGAAGGUGGUUUUAAGAGCUUUAAUAAAAACAACUUUACCCGCGGUGAAUGUGUUUCUGGUGUGCCUUAUGAUCUGGCUAGUUUUUAGCAUCAUGGGAGUACAAUUGUUUGCUGGCCGGUUCUAUGAAUGCAUUGACCCAGCAAAUGGAGAAAGGUUUCCUAUAUCUGAAAUUACAAACCAGAGUCAGUGUGAAAGUCUUGUGCUUAAUGAAUCCAUGCCAUGGAAGAAUGCAGAACUGAACUUCGACAAUGUUGGAAAUGGAUUCCUUUCACUACUUCAAGUAGCAACAUUUAAUGGAUGGAUCAGUAUUAUGAAUUCAGCAACUGAUUCUACUUCUAUAACUCUGCAACCUAAUUUUGAAAACAACAUCUAUAUGUAUUGGUACUUCAUCAUCUUUAUUUUCUUUGGAGUAUUUCUCCCUAUGAGUAUGCUGAUUGGCACUAUUGUUGCUAACUUCAACAAACAUAAAAUAAAGCAGGGAGGUUCAAAUAUCUUUAUAACGGCAAAACAGAAGAAACAGUGCCGUGGUCUGAAAAAGCUGAUGUUGGAAGACUCUGAAAGACCAAUUCCUCGCCCAAAAAACAAAUUCCAAGGAUUCAUCUUUGACUUAGUGACAAAUCAGAAAUUUGAGAUCAUCAUCAUGGUUCUUAUCUUUGCCUAUGCACUAGCCCUUAUGAUGGAAAGUGAUGAUGAGAGUCCACAAAUGGAAAUUGCCUUGUACUGGAUUAACACAAUUUUUGUCUUGCUUUACACUGGAGAAUGUUUACUGAAACUCAUCGCUUUCCGUUGUUAUUAUUUCACCAUGGGAUGGAAUAUUUUUGAUUUUAUGGUAGUCAUUUUCUCCAUUAUAGGACUACUGCUCCCUAUGAUGGUAGGAUCCUACCUUGUAUCUUCUUCUCUUGUUCAACUGAUACUUCUCUCAAGAACGAUUCAUAUCCUCCGUCUUGGGAAAGGACCAGAAGUGUUCCAUAACCUGAUGCUUCCUUUGAUGCUGUCCCUCCCAGCAUUACUGAACCUCAGUUUUCUCAUCUUUCUGGUCAUGUUUAUUUAUGCCAUCUUUGGAAUGUAUAACUUUGCCUAUGUUAAAAAGGAAGCUGGAAUCAAUGAUGUGUCUAACUUUGAAACCUUUGGUAGUAGUAUGCUCUGCAUUUUUCAGGUUACCAUAUUUGCUGGUUGGGAUGGGAUGCUUAGUGCAAUUUUUAACAGUAAAGCUGACUGUGAUCCUGAUAAAAUCAACCCUGGGACCCAGAUUAAAGGAGAUUGUGGUAACCCCUAUUUUGGGAUUAUUUAUUUUGUCACUUACAUCCUUAUAUCAUGGAUGAUCAUUGUGAAUAUGUACAUUGUUGUUGUUAUGGAGUUUUUCAAUAUUGUUUCUAAAAAAAAGGCCAAGAGCUUAAGUGAAGAUGAUUUCCGGAAGUUUUUUCAGGUGUGGAAAAGGUUUGAUCCUGACAGGACCCAAUACAUAGAUUCGAGUAAACUUUCAGAUUUUGCCGCUGCUCUUGAUCCUCCUCUUGUCAUGGCAAAACCGAACAAGGGUCAACUCAUUGCCAUGGACCUCCCCAUGGCAGUUGGGGACCGAAUUCACUGUCUUGACAUCUUACUCGCUUUAACAAAACGAGUUUUAGGUAAAGAUGAAGGGAUGGAGAAAGUUCUUUCAGAGAUAGAAACUGGUUUUCUGUUAGCCAACCCUUUUAAGAUCACGUAUGAGCCAAUUACCACAACUCUAAAACGAAAGCAAGAGGCAGUCUCAGCCACUAUCAUUCAACGAGCUUACAAAAGUUACCGCUUGAGGAGGCAUGACAAAAAUACAUCAGAUAUUCACAUGAUAGAUGAUGAUGAUGGAGAUGCAAAAGAUGCUAAAGGAGAUUCCCAUUGUGAGAAAACUGCAGAAAAUUCAAUGAUUCAAAGCCAAAUAUAA
Messenger RNA from Elephantulus edwardii (Cape elephant shrew), 5040 nucleotides. It is a transcript of the gene SCN7A, whose product is annotated as sodium channel, voltage-gated, type VII, alpha subunit. Gene Ontology annotation, biological process: sodium ion transmembrane transport; membrane depolarization during action potential; neuronal action potential. The record is from RefSeq and is a predicted model, not a curated record. NCBI's taxonomy places the organism in Eukaryota, Metazoa, Chordata, Mammalia, Macroscelidea, Macroscelididae. Gene Ontology annotation, cellular component: voltage-gated sodium channel complex; axon; plasma membrane. The transcript is spliced from 24 exons. Gene Ontology annotation, molecular function: voltage-gated sodium channel activity. Bases 1 to 5040 code for a protein of 1679 amino acids.